Molecule: messenger RNA, 968 nt
Organism: Aspergillus vadensis CBS 113365
Lineage: Eukaryota; Fungi; Ascomycota; Eurotiomycetes; Eurotiales; Aspergillaceae
Exons: 5
Coding region: 172-810 (212 amino acids)
Source: RefSeq, a predicted model, not a curated record
CCGACAUCGAUGUCAUGCAAUUUCACGAAGCGUGUCCCAUAGCCCCAUGAUUGGGCAUUCGAUUUAGCCAGACUUCAUCCAUCGGUGCCAGACUAGCUAGGUCUGGUAAGGCGUGCUACAAUCCUUUUACCCCAAGGAUUUCAUUCAUCCCCGUGGGGCCAGUCGGAUGCCAUGGGGGCUAUGAUUAGGCAUGGUUUGUCAUCGGCGCAGGUUCGGCAUUGUGGAGGUCGGAUUGGAUUAUAUCCGCCGGUUGGAUACAAGCUUCGUGGCGGGCGGCCUGGCAAUGGCUACGCCUGGCGGUGCUUGGCAAGCGCUAGCCGGGUGACACGGUUGAAUGAUGACAUCAAGUACAUAGCCCAUCCAGUGUCCAACGCUAAAAGCCCCUUGCGUCUCCCACUCUGCGCUGGCGUAUGUCGGCCACCCAACCGAUCAGCGCCUGAUUCCGCUCGGUCGCUAUUGCGGGGUUCAUUUCACGCCGUGAUUUUUGCUUCGCAGUCUACUGCUUGCUCGAGCCGGCAUCCUUCGCGCGGCAGAUGGCUCGGGCCACCGUCGAGAGAAUCGGGGUUGCCAGGAUAUGAGACCACCGACCUCCUGUCCGAAGCCAACAGCUGGUCGUGCCGUCAGCCGGGCCCACUUGUGACUCACGCGCCUUCCUUGACUUGGAGCUCGGGGAUCCCCACGGGGAUGCCGGUGAGUGAACACAGUUUAGGUAGCCUCGGUUACCCGCCGAGAAGGGACAAGCGAGUCCAGGAAGGUGAGACGGAGAAGUGUCGAUGUUGGUCCGUCGUGAGAACGGUUGGCCUGAUUUGACUUGCGGCUCCCACCACUCACUCUCAACACCAUCAGUUCUGGCGUCAUGCUUCUGGCGCCACCUGCUAGCUCACUUCUUUAUUAAGAGACAUUGAGUAUUGAUACCAGUCACUGGGUGCCCCACCAAGGCGUCUUGGUCAGGUCCGAGGCAAUAAAAU